This is a messenger RNA of Rhizopus microsporus ATCC 52813, 285 nucleotides long. Its product is annotated as DUF1960-domain-containing protein. The record is from RefSeq and is a predicted model, not a curated record. Bases 1 to 285 code for a protein of 94 amino acids. The transcript is spliced from 2 exons. Lineage: Eukaryota; Fungi; Mucoromycota; Mucoromycetes; Mucorales; Rhizopodaceae.
AUGCCAAACAAAAACGCUACUAAGGUUGUCUACAAGAGUCCUGACGAUGUUGAAUACUUUGUGAUUGCCAACACUGACAUGAUUGAUAAGUAUCGCAAGGAUAAAUCCAUUCCUUUAAUUGAUGUUGUUCAAACUUUUGACAUUCAUACGACUGUUGCUGGUGGAAAUACUGGUGAAUACAUUCGACCUUCAAAGGGUGCACUAGAAUCUGCUUUUGGUACUCAUAAACCCGAAGAAAUUGCAAAGUACAUUGUUGAACAUGGUGAAGAAAAGGGAAUGCAUUAA